Dujonia railenensis is the source of this 915-nucleotide messenger RNA. Lineage: Eukaryota; Fungi; Ascomycota; Pichiomycetes; Serinales; Debaryomycetaceae. The record is from the annotation of a GenBank genome assembly.
AUGUCUGAAUUAAUUUCUUCUACAUACGGAAAGGGUAACGUCAAGUUCCUUAAAGUCAAGAAAUCCAAGCAAGAUCCUAAAGUUCAAGACGUCCUUGAAGCUAACGUCGAAGUUUUAUUGAGAGGAGCAUUCGAUGAGAGUUACACAAAGGCAGACAAUGCCUCAAUUGUCCCAACUGAUACCGUGAAAAAUACCAUUCUUAUUGAAGCCAAGACCACUGAUGUAUGGCCAAUUGAAAGAUUUGCUGCUCACUUAGCAAAGCAUUUCACUACCAAGUACUCUCAUGUAUCAGGGUUAGAGAUCACCAUAGUCCAAUCGAAAUGGUCUAAGUAUGAAGUGGAUGGAAAAUUACAUGCACACUCUUUCAAGCAUGAGGGGCCAGAAACUAGAAGAACUUACUUGAACUACGAGAAGAAGUCAGGUGACAUUACCUUAAGAUCUUCCAUUAAGGAUUUGAAGGUGUUAAAGUCCACUGGUUCCAUGUUCUAUGGUUUCCACCAAUGUGACUACACCAUCUUGAAGCCAACCACAGAUAGAAUUUUAUCUACAGACGUCGAUGCAACAUGGGAAUUUGAUUUGAAGAAAAUUGGUAAGGGAGACUUGGACAGUGUCAUAAAGGCUGCCAGCGAAGGUUUGUUUGAUUUCAGUUACGAUUCUGCACGCACGACUACCUUGAACUUGUUCGCUCUCGAAAACUCUCCUUCUGUGCAGGCCACCAUGUACAACAUGUCAGACGAAAUCUUGAAGAAGGUUCCACAAAUUAAGACAGUUACCUACGUCUUACCAAAUAAUCACUAUAUCUUAUUCAAUUUUGAGUGGAAGGGUAUCAAGGAAAACGAUGAUUUGUUUUACCCAGCAUCCGAUCCAAAUGGUAAGAUCAAGUGUACAGUUGGAAGAAAGUCAGCCAAGUUGUAA